UGUCGUGCAUUUAGUGCCCGCGCGCAGCUUCACACAGACGCACGUGUUUUGCUAAUAAAAACUAUUAAAUAAUAAUUAUUUUUAUUAUGAACUAUUAUUAUUAAAGUGCACUAUGUUUAAACCGUGGAUUUGUCUGUUUGUUCUUGGAGUCGCUGUCUGCUCAGUGACAGCACAAGACUACUGGGACAACUACGAAGAAUUCUGGUCGAAAGAAGCUUUAGAUGAUGAUCUCGGUGUUGCUGACGCCAUAAAUAAACAAGAUGAUGAUGUGGUUCCUGUAGAUGAAGAAAUCGACGGCUUUAAAGAACCUGCAGACACUGCUGAUGCAAUAGAUCCUGAUGUUAAAGGCGAUGACGUCCCAUUAGAUAAUGUUGCUGACGCUAGUAACGCAAAUGAUGACACGAAAGACGAUGAUGUCCUUGAUACUAGAGAAAAUGACCAAGCCGUUCAAGAAGAAAUCGAACAGUUUAGAAAAGAACUAAAGCAGCCUGAAGCCGAUGUAGUUGAUCCCGAUGACUAUCAGUUUGAAGACAAUAGGUCAGAUGUCAAAGAUGAAGCAGCUCAAGAAGAGAUUGAAGCUGCUCUUCCAAAUGACAAUGAUAGAAAUAUAGAUCCUGAAUAUAUGGAUGAAGACGCGUUCCCUAUUUUACCAGGAGCCAUAGCUUUAGACGAGGACCAAAUUGUUGAUGAUGCUAAAAAAUUGCUAGAAGAAGAAGACAGUCCAUUCGAAGAAGAUAUGGAAGAAAAUCAACCUCAGAACGCCGACGAGGAGACACAGGUGGAAAGUGAACCUAAACUUGAGGAAACAAUACUCGAUGCAGUACAGCCUGACCUCGCGGAUGACUCAUUCGACGACACAAUCAAAGAAAAACAAAUCAAAGACAUUGAUAACUUUUUAGAUGAAGAUAAAAAUAAUGACGAAAAUGAAGAUGUACCGGAAGAAAAUGUUGUUGCUGAGGAACCACCUCUACCCAAUUUAGCUGACGAUAUGGUUGAGCUGGAUGACAAUGAUGACGAACUUAAAGACAUUUCAGAAGAGGAGGAUAACAUUUUAAAUGUUAAUGUUCUUGCUGGUCAAAAUGAAGAUGUUGUUGCUGAGGAACCACCGGUACCUGAAAUAUCUGAUGAUAUGGUCGAAUUGGAUGACAAAGACGACGAACUUAAAGACAUUUCAGAAGAAGAGGAUAACAUUUUAAAUGUCGAUGUUCUUGCUAGUAAAAAGGACGAUGUUGUUGCUGACAAAAUUGACGAUGAAAUAAUUGAGGAUCAUGACGAUGAAAUGCUUGAGGACAAUGCUGAUGAUGACAUGGAUGUCCCUCUUGAGAAUAAUAACAAAGCAUUACCAGAAGGUGACCAGGUUGCAGAGGAUGAAGACACGGUGGAUAAAGUUUAUGCAGAUCUCCAUGCUGACUUAGCCAAACUAUUCGAAACUUGGGAUAAGCUACAAGAUGACUCUGAAGAAGAUACUGAUGUAUUAGAAUAUGAAGAAAAAUUCGGAAAACCUUUUAGAGAAGACAUUGUACUGUCACAAAGGGAUGAUUAUGACAACUACUACGACAACGCCGACGACGUCGAUACUAACCUAGAUGAUAUAUUUGCUGACAAAUCAAAAGCAGAAAGUGAAGAAAAUGUUGAAGUAGAUGAGCCUCUCUUUCCUUUUGAUGAUGCCCUUGUGAAUUUACCGAACGACGAGAAAGAAAUUUCUUUGGAAAAUGAUGCUUUUAUUGCCGAUGCACCGGAGAAGAAGAGUGAGGAAAUCGUUAAUGACGCAAAGAUUGAACAGCCUCCAACCUCUCCUCAAAUCGUGGCUGACACAUCAAGCCCAGAAACUACCACCGCAGUCACUAUUACUCCAGAAAAAUAUGAUGAAAUGAUGGCUGAUUUUGCUAAAGGCAUAGCAAAUGAAUUAGACACUCAAAGGGAAGAUUUUGGAAAGAACAUAGCAGCGAUUCAUCUGACUUUAAGUGCAGAAGAAGCUGUAGAAAUAACAUCUCCAAACUAUCCUAGUGCUUAUCCUACGAACAAUGUUGUUGAUUGGGUUCUGGAAGGUGAUGGAAGUGGCAUAGAACUCAACGUUACAGACUUGGCAGUCAGAGGAGCUCAGAACGAUUACCUUCUGAUCAAACCAGGUGGCGUCGACAGCACUGGCACCGACGGGCUGGUAUUCUCCUUCCACCUCAGCGAGCCCCGCAGCUACCGGUGGACUGAGGUCGACCGGGUCUUCGUGCGCUUCGUGUCGGGCACAGGGCUCAAUGUCCAGAGAGGGUUCCACAUGAGUGUGAAAAUGAUAUGGCCACCCAUCAUCGAGGAGGAAGAGGAGCCGGAACCUGAACCUCUCCUGCCUACACCGCCGGCAACCUUCACCGUGAACCUCGGAGGAGUAUCGGUCCAAGAGUUCAUGGAGCUUGAAGAUGAGUUCCUUCGCAUCAUAGCUGACAUGGCCACGAUGUACAUUAAUGCCAAUGGGCUGGAACAGGGACUGAAUACUACCACGGAGGUCGCCCAGAUAACAUCGAUUAGACACUGCAACAUCAAUUGGGUCAAUUUCGAGGGGUGUGUAGACGUCACCUUUGGAAUUCCACUUGUCUACGAAGACCAGGAGAGCAGCAGGUUGAAUGAGGAAGACCUUGCGGCUAUGUGGGAGACGUAUGUGGACCAGGACCCCUUCGCGCAGAGGUUGAGCAGCUUGGGUAUCAGUGUGUUCCCAGUACCCAACGACGGCCAAGUCCUAAUGGCGUGGAUGGUGCUGGGUGUGGGAGUGAUUAUCUCAGCAGCCAUGCUGGCCUUCGCGCUGUGGCGGUACAGCUGUUUCGACUCUUACACCAGAAUGAAGUCCUUCAGCGACACAGACAGUAUUCGCGACGAGAAGCGCGACCUGGACCUGUACCCCACCCCCCACCAAACGCUGCCUCCCCUCUACGCAGACAAUGACUACAAGUGGGCUGACGCCAAAUAUGAAGACUCCACACGGGUGGACAUGGGUGGCUUCACCAACACAAGUUAUGUCCGUGACGAGCUGUUUGACAUCGACUCUGAUGAAGACGUCGUCACUCCUCGGGAUGGGUACACGACAGAAGUGUAGCCGGGUUGUAUACAAAAGCUGUGUAUAUAACGCUUGUAUAUAGUUGAAAUGCCGGCAUUACUCCUAGAAAUAUGUACGAAGUGUAACCCGUGCGCAGUAGUAAGUAUAAAACAUCCUUUGAAAGUUGAUUGACAUCAUAAUGAUUCAUAAAGCAAUAAGUUAAUUGACACCUUUUAUAAACACACCUCAAUAAUUUUAUGUAAAAUACUCAUACAUAAAAAGUAACACUUAUAUAAUAAAUAGCUGGUUACAAAAAAUAAGGAAACUAUUAUGAGAAUUUCCUACAUUCAUUCAAAUAUCUAUCAUCAAUUUUCAUUUAGAUAUUGUAAAUAUAUAAUUAUUUUUGUUGAACUUCUCUACCGUCUAAAACUACUGCAACUUCGUGACCUGCAUUUUUGGUAAUUAAAAAAUAAUUUUAGUACAAAUGACUUGCCAUUUUUAUUUUUUAGUAAAAAGGCCAAGCGAUUUUUUUUAAAGAAAUCUUACGAAAUACAGCAAUAAGAUAGGACAAUGUUUAUAAGGGGUAUCAACAACUACUUGUUUGAAAUCAAUGACAGUAAAGAAUACUUUUGUUUAUUUAUUAACCUUCUUUUAAACUGUAAUCAAUUCAAAUCACGCCAACAAAAUUGUAUAGAUAAGUACCUAUUUAAAAAAUGUACAUACGAAAAUUGAAUUGAUUAUGGUAUUAAAGCAUAAAAAUCAAAUGUCGAACAUAAAAUGUUAGUGUAAAUCUUAUAAAUUUAAUGUAUACCAAAUGUUGUGAUUAUGUGUAAAGUAAAAAAAAUAUGUAAUUAAUUACCAUAAAAGUUUUAUUUUUUAAUUUUGUUUCUUUUAUUUUAUUAAUAAAAAAAUAUUUUAA
This is a messenger RNA of Pectinophora gossypiella (pink bollworm), 3941 nucleotides long. Its product is annotated as otolith matrix protein OMM-64-like. The transcript is spliced from 10 exons. Bases 113 to 3082 code for a protein of 989 amino acids. The record is from RefSeq and is a predicted model, not a curated record. Lineage: Eukaryota; Metazoa; Arthropoda; Insecta; Lepidoptera; Gelechiidae.